This is a messenger RNA of Emericellopsis atlantica, 1279 nucleotides long. RefSeq names its product putative polysaccharide deacetylase. Gene Ontology annotation, cellular component: membrane. Gene Ontology annotation, biological process: carbohydrate metabolic process. The record is from RefSeq and is a predicted model, not a curated record. Gene Ontology annotation, molecular function: hydrolase activity, acting on carbon-nitrogen (but not peptide) bonds. The coding region runs from base 311 to 1117 and encodes 268 amino acids. NCBI's taxonomy places the organism in Eukaryota, Fungi, Ascomycota, Sordariomycetes, Hypocreales, Bionectriaceae. The transcript has a single exon.
AGAGUUCGAAACAAGGUGUUGAAUCUUGAGCAAACAGACCCCUUCCACUUCGGAAUUCCCAAUUACAACGGAACUUUGCGAUCGAAACACCCCUUUUCAGCGACUCCCAAGUAAUUAAGGCGGGAGCCAUUGUAUCUCGACCCGACGCCCACCGCUUCUUCAGAGAGUAGGCAAUUCGGUUUCGCGCGAGCGCAUUUCUCUGGAGCCAGCAACCAGCUCGUCUCUCGCGGCAUGUCGCACAACCACAACGAUCCGCCCACAAUGAUCCCAUGAUUCUGAUUGCCAUCGCCCCGAACCACGACGACAAACAAUGCCCCGGCUCUCGCUCUUCCGUCUCCCCGCCAAAGUACGCCGCCGCGUUCGUCGCAACCGCAUGGCCACCCUGCUCCUGCUCCUGCUGCUCUUCCUCCUCCUCAUCGCCCCCUUCUAUCUCCUCUACAUUGUCUACCGGCCGCCCACCUACGUCAUCUCCUACCUCAAGACCAAGUACCCGGACGUCCUGUUCGAAGUCAACACCAGUGAGAAGAUCAUCGCCCUGUCGCUGGACGAUGCGCCGAGCGCCCACACGGAGGAGAUCCUCGACAUCCUCAAGGCGAACAAUGCGCACGCGACCUUCUUCGUCAUAGGCGGCCAGGUCGAGGGACGGGAGCACAUCUUGCGCAAGUUGAUCAGCCGGGGUCACGAAUUGGGCAACCACGCCAUGCACGACGAGCCCUCCAAGAACCUCUCCAACGAGGAACUCGAGAGCCAGCUCCUAGCCGUCAAGGCCCAGUUGACCGCCGCCUACGAAGCCGAGCACCAAAUCCUCCCGAACAACUAUUUCCGUCCCGGGUCUGGGUUCUUCAACUACCGCAUGCGCGACUUUCUGGGCAACCGCGGCUUCAGAAUCGUCCUGGGAAGCGUGUACCCCCACGACCCUCAGAUUCCGUAUCCCGACGUCAACGCGCGACACAUACUAAGCAUGGUGCAUCCGGGAGCGAUUAUCAUCUGCCACGAUCGACGGCGGUGGACGGCGCCCAUGUUACGGCAGGUCGUGCCCGAGUUGAAAAGGCAAGGGUAUAAAAUUGUCACGAUUACAGAUUUGGUCAAGUCUGUCGAGCCGCUGGGCGGCCGCUGAACUUGUGUACCAGUGGACAAAUAGCAUUCUUUUCUUGGGUCAAAUAAUUAGAUACCUUGUAGAGUAUGGUCAGAUUGGCGUUGAGCAUGGGAUAGAGCAUUUAGUCCAUAGAUUUCCGCAGGAUCAGAGAGAAGGAACUCCGAAAUCGAAUCACAUUAUUUU